This is a messenger RNA of Entrophospora sp. SA101, 1068 nucleotides long. The record is from the annotation of a GenBank genome assembly. Lineage: Eukaryota; Fungi; Glomeromycota; Glomeromycetes; Entrophosporales; Entrophosporaceae.
AUGGAUAUUGAUUCGGCUUAUAAAGAGGAUAAUUUACCUUGGGUUGAAAAAUAUCGUCCAAAAACGCUUGAUGAGCUUUUAUCUCAUAAAAAUAUCAUUACAACAAUUGAAGCAUAUAUCAAUAGAGAUCAACUUCCACAUUUAUUAUUUUAUGGUCCACCUGGAACUGGCAAAACAUCAACAAUCUUUGCAGUUGCUAAUAAAAUAUAUGGAGAUAAAUGGAAAUCAAUGGUUAUGGAAUUAAAUGCAUCUGAUGAUAGAGGAAUAGAUGUUGUUCGUGAACAAAUUAAAAAUUUUGCAAGUACGCGUAAUAUAUUUAGUUCGAAUAUAAAGUUGAUUAUACUGGAUGAAGCUGAUGCCAUGACACAACCUGCUCAAAAUGCAUUGAGAAGAAUUAUUGAAAAGUAUACACAAAAUGUACGCUUCUGUAUCAUUUGUAACUAUCCACUCAAGAUCAUUCCUGCAGUUCAAUCUCGUUGUACAAAAUUUCGAUUUUCUCCUUUAGGCAAAGAUCAAAUUAUUUCUUGUUUGAAUGACAUAGUUGAGGCAGAACGCAUAAAUAUUUCCCAAGAUGGGAUAGAAGCAUUAAUUAAAAUUUCAUGUGGUGAUAUGCGAAGAGUAUUAAAUAUUUUACAGGCAUGUCAUGCAACAAAUGAAUUCAUAGAUGAAGAUGCUAUAUGUAAUUGUACAGGAAGACCUAAUACUAAAGAUAUAGAAUUAAUAGUAAAGACAAUGACUUGUGAUGAUUAUUCAACAGCACAUUCCAAUAUCCAGAAGCUCAAGACAGAAAAAGGUCUUGCUUUACAAGAUAUAUUGACAGAUUUUUGUUAUAACUUAAGAAAAUCAUUUAUCACUGAUGAAGAAUUGUUUGAAAAUAUUGGAGAAAUUGAAUAUCGACUUGCAACUGGAGCUACUGAAAAACAUCAAUUAACAGCAUUCAUAGGAUCAUUCAAAAAAUCACUCAAGAAAGGCCCAAAAAACAAUAUCAUUGAUAAUGAUAGUGAAGAAAAUCAGAUUGAAAAGAUGAAGAUGAAACAUGAAACAUGUUCUAAAAUCACUCUUUGGUGA